This is a messenger RNA of Danio rerio (zebrafish), 2114 nucleotides long. The record is from RefSeq and is a predicted model, not a curated record. Lineage: Eukaryota; Metazoa; Chordata; Actinopteri; Cypriniformes; Danionidae.
UUCUCACUUAAAAUGUGACGUUUAGUAUCUGUGUUCCUCUUGGCCCUGAAGAUACAAACGUAAGCCAAUCACAGCGAAUGCAGAGACAAACAUGAGGCUGUAAAUCCAGAAGCAGCUCUGAUGUCACCGCAGUUUAGUCAGAGUUCCAAAGAAAGUGAAAUAACUUGAUUUGUGAAUGACUUGAAUCUACAACCGCACAGACGCAGGCUGAAACGAGCAACCUCUUCAACAGAUCAUUUAUUGAGGCUUUCAGAAACCCUUGUUGACACAGUGAAAAUAAGUGAAGAACAAUGGCAGAAUCUUCACCAGAAUCAAGUAGAAGAGAAUCCAGGAGACGGAGUCAAAAUGGUUUACCUCCAUCAUUGUCCUCCAGUGAUUCACUGAGGAGGCUUCGGUGCUCUAUAUGUGUGAAAGUGUUCACUGAUCCGGUCAGCACUCCAUGUGGACACAUCUUCUGCAAAAGCUGUCUGAAUAAGUGCUGGGAAAACAAACAAACCAUCAGCUGUCCAUUCUGUGGAAAUACAUUAACACAAAGACCUGAUCCUGAGAUUAACACCACUGAAAACACUGAAGUUGUGUGUGACGUCUGUGAGGACAGAAAGCUGAAGGCUGUAAAGUCGUGUCUGGUGUGUCAGAGCUCUUACUGUCAAACUCACCUGGAGCCUCAUUUGAGAGUGGCAGGAUUAAAGAAACACAAACUGAUGGAUCCUGUGAGGAAUCUGGAGGACUAUAUAUGUCAGAAACACGACAGACCUCUGGAGCUCUUCUGUAGAGAUGAUGAGAAAUGUGUGUGUCCGUUUUGUUUAGAAGGAGAUCACAAGGAACACAUCACUGUUCGUAUAGAAGAGGAGAUUGACGAGAGGAAGAUAGACGUGCAGCAGAAAAUCCAGGAGAAAACUAAGAAGAUUGAAGAAAUCAAAAAAACAGCAGAAGACAGAAAAAUAAACUCAGAGAAGGAGAAAGCAGCUCAUGUGGAGAUCUUCACUGAUCUGAUCCGCUCCAUUGAGAGAUGUCAGACUGAACUGCUGGAGAUGAUGGAGGAGCAGCAGAAAGCAGCAGAGAAACAGGAGGAAGAGCUGAUUGAAGAGCUGGAGCAGGAGAUCACUGAGUUACAGAUGAGAGAAACUGAGCUGGAGCAGCUCUCACACACUGAAGAUCACCUCCACCUCCUACAGAUUUACUCAUCCCUGUGCAGCACUACAGACAGCAGAAGCUUGCCGGAUAUCAAUGCCAAGACUCAUGAGAAUCUGGAGAAUCGGAGGAAAACUCUCAUCCAACUGAAGGGCAACAUAGAGGAGAAACUCGAACAAACUCUGUCUGAAGAGCUGAAGUGGGUGCAGAAGCAUGCAGUGGAUGUGACUCUGGAUCCCGAUACAGCUCAUGUUGGACUCAUCCUGUCUAAAGAUGAAAAGCAAGUGAGACUUGGAGAAAUCAUACAGAAACUCCCAGACAAACCACAAAGAUUUGAAAAAUGUGUCUGCGUCCUGGGAAAGGAGGGAUUCUCCUCGGGGAGAUUUUAUUUUGAGGUGCAGGUGAAGGGAAAGACUAAAUGGGAUCUAGGAGUGGCCAGAGAAUCUGUAGACAGAAAAGGAGAGAUCAGACUUUGUCCCAGUAAUGGAUUCUGGACUGUGUGGUUGAGGAAGAAUGAAUACAAGGCUCUCGCUAGUCCUUCAGUACCUCUGUCUGUGAAAGUGAAGCUGCAGCGGGUCGGUGUGUUUGUGGAUUAUGAGGAGGGUUUGGUCUCCUUUUAUGAUGUGGAGUCCAGCUCUCAUAUCUACUCUUUCACUGGUCAGACUUUCACUGAUAAACUCUAUCCAUUUUUUAACCCAUGUAGUAAUAUUGAUGGUAAUAACUCGGAUCCAUUAAUCAUCACACCUCUAGGAGAUAAUAAAAAAUGAGUUUUUUGAAUCAUUAAAAACCUUGCAAUCUUAACAUUAAUGUCUGAAAAGUAAUGUUUUCUCCCUUAACCUCCUGACAAAGUAACACUAUUUUCAUCUGAAUAAACCAAACAAUAAUUCUGUGAUGUUUUAGAAUAUUUUGUGUUCUUGAAGUGUAUAGUUAGUAUGCAUUUAUAGUAAUGUUUAGUAAUGUUUUUCAACACCUAAAUACAUCAG